AAACCCUAAUUCUGCAACUGAGCAAAGAACAAGAAUCAGUAUCAAUGGAGUUUGAGAAGAGAAAGUUAGCAACUUUAUCUUCCAUGAAUUCACCAGAACCAGAUAAAUCACCAAAAGGCAACAUAGACGCACCAAUUAUCCCUUUACUCAACACUCUUAACUCACAUCCUUCAUAUUUCACUACCAGUUCUUGUUCUGGCCGUAUCUCCAUUCUUUCACAACCUAUCAUCCCCAUAACCAACCCCACCAAGAAAAAAGCUAAAGGAGGCAAAUGGGUCUUCAUUUCUCACGACCCAAUUGAACCCCAUUUGAUUUUAUCGCAUCUUUUCCCAUCAAAAUCAACUCAACCAGUAAAAAAUGUUACUGAGGUUGCUGAUUUACAUAGCCUUGUGUUCAGAUUUGAACCUUUGAUUAUUGCAGUGGAGUGUAAGGAUAUUGAGGCAGCUCAAUUUUUGGUUUCUUUAGCUAUUUCGUCGGGGUUUAGGGAGAGUGGUAUUACUAGUGUUAAUAAAAGAGUGAUUAUUGCUAUACGAUGUUCGAUACGAUUGGAAGUGCCAUUAGGGGAUACCGAGAAGAUAAUGGUGUCUCCUGAGUAUGUAAAGUAUCUUGUUGAGUUAGCAAAUGAGAAGAUGGAGGUUAAUAGAAAAAGAACUGAUAAUUUUCUUGAUGUAUUGUUGAAAAAUGGGUUUUUGGGUUCACAGAUUAGUAGUGGAGAAGUGGACUGUGAUGAUUCUGAUUUGUUGGAAAAUUCUUUGGUUAAUGGUGUUAGUGGGAAUGGAAAUGCUAAAAGGAGAGACUUUGAUGAUUCUUGUUCCGGAUCAGAAGUAGCCCCUGCUAUCAACCUACACACUGUUAAAUUGGUGAUUUCUGGUGAAUCAAUUGAAAGGCUAUUUCUCUGGGGCCACUCUGCUUCUACCAUGGAUAAUAUAGAUAAAAAGAAGCUUCUCAUAUUUGGUGGCUUUGGAGGAAUGGGAAGGCAUGCACGAAGACAUGAUCUAUUGCUUCUUGAUCUAGAAUGUGGAAGGAUGGAGGUGCUUGAUGUUCUGGAUGCCCCUUGUCCACGCGUGGGCCAUACAUCAUCCAUGAUUGGAGAUUCAAUGUAUGUGAUUGGAGGAAGAGCUGACCCUUCAAAUAUUCUGAACGAUGUGUGGGUUUUCAACGUGACAAAGAGUGAUUGGAGGCUGUUAGAGUGUUCGGGCACUCCAUUCCUCCCAAGGCAUAGACAUGCUGCAGCUGCUGUAGGUUCAAAAAUUUAUGUAUUUGGGGGAAUUCACAGUGAUAUGAUAUUCUCAUCUCUGUAUGUGUUCGACACACAAAACAUUGAAUGGAGCGAAGUACAAGUUCAAGGGGAUUUGCCAUGUGCACGCCAUUCUCAUUCAAUGGCAGCAUAUGGGACUCAAAUAUUUGUAUUUGGGGGAUAUGAUGGGCAGAAGGCUCUAGGGGACCUGUAUAGUUUUGAUGUGAAAACAUGUAUAUGGAAGAAGGAAAAGAUGAUUGGAAGACCACCAUCAGCAAAAUUUUCCCAUUCUAUGUUUAUUUAUAAGAAAUAUCUUGGGAUAAUUGGGGGAUGUCCUGUUAGUCAACAUAAUCAGAGAUUAUCAUUACUCAAUCUGGAAUCUCAUUGGUGGAAGCAUAUUUCUAUCAGUUCUAUUGGUGAAGGCCUGUUUGUUCGUUGUACAGCAAAUAUUGUUGAUACUGACCUAAUAAUGAUUGGUGGUGGGGCAGCCUGUUAUGCAUUUGGAACAAAGUUCAGCGAACCAGUGAAAAUAAAUCUGUUACCUUUGAUAUCACUAAUAGAAAGUUCCAUGCAUUUACCUGAAGAAAAUAUGCAUGCCAUUUGUCAAGAAGAAAAAACAAUGGGAGAAAUGAACGUUUCCUUUUGUUCCCCACAGAAUGCAGUGGAACCAGUAACAAAUGGAAGCUUUCAUCAGAAUUCAGAGGGUGUAGAUUCUGGAAUUGCUAGAAGUCAGAUGGUCGCUUCCCAUUGGGUUCUUCGGCUCAAAAAGAAAGAUGCGAAAAUGGCAAAGGAUAUGUUGAAAAAAUUCGGAUGGUUAGAUCUCGGGAGAAAAGCCCAUUCGCAGGAAGAUGGAAAGGAUAUUUGUUUCCCUGUUACAGAAAAUUUCCGUGCGUUAUUCAACCAGAGAAAUAACCUGGGAGGUGUUUCUGAAUCUGUUUGUCAAUCAGAGAAAGAUACCUGCAUGAUAGUCGUGAACAUUCUGAUUGAAUGUGGAGCAACUAUACUAGCUGAUGAAAUCGUCAAAGUUAAAAAAGCUUCACAUUCUCCAUUCAAAGUGAUGAAGGAAGCUGUAGGCUCUUUGCUAAGUGACCGAGGUCUGCCAUUGCAACUUCUAGAGGAGUUACCUUCGAGAUGGGAACGACUUGGUGAUAUUGUUGUGCUUCCUUUAACAUCCUUCAAGGAUUCAGCAUGGGACUUGAUUGGACAAGAGCUUUGGUUUAUCAUCGCAAAAUCCCUGGGGGCUAUUCGCCUUGGUCGACAAGGGCGAGUUGCACCAACUGGUACACGGGACAGUACUUUAGAGAUUCUUGUUGGAGAUAAUGGUUGGGUCAACCACCGAGAAAAUGGAAUUCUUUAUUCUUUUGAUGCUACUAAGUGCAUGUUUUCAUGGGGUAAUCUCUCUGAGAAGCUUCGGAUGGGCCACUUUGACUGCAAAGACGAAGUUAUAGUAGAUUUAUUUGCUGGCAUUGGAUAUUUUGUGCUGCCCUUCCUAGUGAGGGCCAAAGCCAAGCUUGUGUAUGCUUGUGAAUGGAAUCCCCAUGCAGUUGAGGCACUUCGUCAUAAUCUUGAAGCUAAUCUUGUUGCUGACCGCUGUGUCUUACUCGAAGGAGAUAAUCGAAUUACAGCGCCAAAAGGUGUAGCUGAUAGAGUGUGUCUCGGUCUCAUUCCUACAAGCGAGGGUAGUUGGAUUACCGCUGUCAGAGCAUUGAGAGACGAGGGUGGUAUAUUGCACAUCCAUGGCAAUGUCAAAGAUUCUGAAGAAAAUGUCUGGACAAACUAUGUUUCCCAGUCAAUCCAAGAAAUUGCUAGAUCCGAAGGUCACAACUGGGACGUAACAGUAGAACAUGUCGAGAGAGUGAAGUGGUACGCGCCUCAUAUUCGUCAUCUUGUUGCAGAUGUCAGCUGCAAAAUGAUUCAGACAUAAAAAUCCCCAUUUGAAGGUUUAAGAAAAAUUGUUGCUGAGGGGUUCACCAUCUUAGAUUAGAGGGGUGAUAUAUUAAUGAUGUUAUGUGUGAAGUGUGUGUAGUUACUAGUAGCAUUUUUUGGAUUGAUUUGUGUAAUUUUGUAUACUAUAUACGAGUAUACAAUUAGUUCGAUUUGCAUCAUUAUGUUCAAUAAAAAGGAAUGAGUGAAGCUAAAAUCGUGAUGUAAAUGAGAAUUGGUUACGUAAAAGGAAUAUUGGAUUUGUGGUUGUAUACCACUAGUUUCUCUUCACAUACAAACCCAACACAA
Messenger RNA from Solanum stenotomum, 3469 nucleotides. Its product is annotated as tRNA wybutosine-synthesizing protein 2/3/4. Gene Ontology annotation, biological process: tRNA methylation. Gene Ontology annotation, molecular function: tRNA methyltransferase activity; protein binding. Bases 45 to 3161 code for a protein of 1038 amino acids. The transcript has 9 exons. The record is from RefSeq and is a predicted model, not a curated record. Lineage: Eukaryota; Viridiplantae; Streptophyta; Magnoliopsida; Solanales; Solanaceae. Gene Ontology annotation, cellular component: cytoplasm.